Messenger RNA from Aspergillus caelatus, 1692 nucleotides. Its product is annotated as flavin-containing monooxygenase. The transcript has 7 exons. The record is from RefSeq and is a predicted model, not a curated record. NCBI's taxonomy places the organism in Eukaryota, Fungi, Ascomycota, Eurotiomycetes, Eurotiales, Aspergillaceae. Bases 1 to 1692 code for a protein of 563 amino acids.
AUGGGAAGUAAUGGUAUCAACUCUUCGACAGACGCCUAUCGUGUUCUAGAGGCACCGAUUGGUCAGGCACGUCACCUUCGGAUUAUUACGGUUGGUGCUGGUGCAGCAGGGUUGAACUUUGCUCAUCAGAUCAAUCGACACAUGCAAAAUAUUACUCACGUCGUCUAUGAAAAGAAUCCUGAGGUUGGAGGGACAUGGUACGAAAAUCGGUAUCCAGGAUGUGCAUGCGACAUCCCAUCGCACAGUUAUCAAUUCACUUGGGAACCAAAUCCACACUGGAAUAAAUUCUACUCCACGGCACCAGAGAUUCUCCAGUACUUCAUCGGUAUUGCGAAGAAAUAUGAUCUAUAUAAGUUCAUCAAGCUAAAUCAUCAGGUUGUCCGUGCUGAAUGGCAGGAGUCCGAGGGAAUCUGGCGACUUGGCAUCAAGGACUUGAAAAGUGGUAUUAUCAUUGAGGAUUGGUGCGAUUUCAUGAUUAGCGGCUCUGGAAUUCUGAACAAUUGGAAGUGGCCUAAUAUUCCUGGAUUGCAAUCGUUCAAAGGAGAACGGCUGCACAGUGCCGCUUGGGAUGCUGAAGCCAUUUGGUCAGCCAAAACCGUUGCCGUCAUUGGGAAUGGCUCUUCUGGUGUGCAGAUUGUUCCAACGAUUCAACCAGACGUGAAGGAGCUCAUUACCUUUCUGCGAUCCCCUACUUGGAUCACAGCCGGCUUUGCUCAGAGUAAAGCCGGCCCAAAUGGAGCCAACUUUAACUUUUCCGAUGAAAGAAAAAGAGAAUUCGAGGAAAACCCGGGGAUAUACCUAAAGUACCGCAAAGAGAUUGAGAACGAGCUCAAUACGAGAUUCAAAUUUAUUCUUAAAGAUAGCCAGGAGCAGGCAGACGCUGUCAAAUUCUCCACGAAGGAUGUGAAGGCGAAACUAGGGGAGAAAAACCCUUUGUUGAAGUACUUCUUGCCUGAUUUCAGUGUUGGGUGCCGACGAACGACACCUGGAAAUGGGUAUCUUGAAGCCCUGACCGAAAGGAAUGUGCGGGCUAUCACCGAAUCCAUUACUGAGAUUGUCCCAGAGGGCAUCAAGGUCGACAGUGGUGAAAUUGUAAAAGUCGAUAUGCUUGUAUGCGCCACAGGUUUUGAUGUCUCCUUCUGCCCCCGGUACCCUGUCAUCGGCCAAAACGGCAUUUUACUUAGCCAGCAGUGGAAAGUAAAACCAGAAGCCUAUCUCACUAUGGCGGUCCCGAAUUUCCCAAAUCAUUUCAUGUUUUUGGGACCAAAUGCCCCCAUUGGCCAUGGCUCUGUUCUUCCGAUACUUGAGCACUCUGCUAAAUAUAUACUCCGGAUGAUACACAAGUGCCAAACUGAAAGGAUCAAAUCGGUUGUGGCCAAAUGGGAUGCUGUUGCUGACUUCGUUGAGCAUAUAAACACAUUCAUGACACGUACAGCAUGGAGCACUCAUUGUAGAUCAUGGUUUAAAAAUGGGAAAAUCGAUGGCCCAAUUACGGCUUUACACCCAGGCAGCAGAAUCCAUUGGUUCCAUAUGCUGGAUCAACCACGUUUUGAGGACUACAAAUGGACAACCUCUGACAAAAAUCGAUUCGCCUUCUUAGGAAAUGGAUUCUCAACUAGAGAGGGGGAAGGUCGAGACUUGGCAUACUACUUUGAUAACCCGGACGCAGGGUUUGAGUCGAUCAGAUAUUAA